AGUGGCCGAGGAGAGGCUGUCUGCGUUCAGAUGGAGGAUUAAGCUGGUCCCUAUCCUGACAGCAUCCAGCACCGACACGCAGCCCAAACAUCAUUCCACACCUGUCUGUCCCGUCUGUAUCAGCCGGAUCCUGCUCCCUUCAUCCCGUGCUGGCUCUCCAUCGCCGGACCGCACCGGUCCACACCCCCGGACCGAACGAACCGGUGUCCUUUCAAACCACGAGUUAGAUGGAGGAGCGAGAGAGAAGCAGAAGUCGAUCUCCACGCAGGGUCGGUCGAGUGGAGCAGGUGGUGGGAAAAUGGCUGCGCCGUUCUCGAGACUCUCUCAGCAGGGAGCGUAUUUUAGGAGGCAGGAGGUCGCACUCUGGGGAUUCGGGCCAGCAGAACUUCCCUAUGAAGGUGACAGUGGAGGUGAUCAGAGAUGCUGUCCUGGACUCCCAUGGAUUCACUCUCUCAUCACAGCACCCCCGAAAAUCUCUGCAUCAGACUGAAUUUUCACCCUCUGUGCUGCUUUGA
Messenger RNA from Sinocyclocheilus anshuiensis, 515 nucleotides. RefSeq names its product FERM and PDZ domain-containing protein 1-like. The transcript is spliced from 4 exons. Bases 228 to 515 code for a protein of 95 amino acids. The record is from RefSeq and is a predicted model, not a curated record. Lineage: Eukaryota; Metazoa; Chordata; Actinopteri; Cypriniformes; Cyprinidae.